Messenger RNA from Danio aesculapii, 974 nucleotides. RefSeq names its product molybdopterin synthase catalytic subunit. The transcript has 4 exons. Gene Ontology annotation, biological process: Mo-molybdopterin cofactor biosynthetic process. NCBI's taxonomy places the organism in Eukaryota, Metazoa, Chordata, Actinopteri, Cypriniformes, Danionidae. Gene Ontology annotation, molecular function: molybdopterin synthase activity. The coding region runs from base 1 to 480 and encodes 159 amino acids. Gene Ontology annotation, cellular component: cytosol. The record is from RefSeq and is a predicted model, not a curated record.
AUGGCUGCCGAUGGGGGUCAAGAUUUAAUCACACUCACUACUGACAAACUUUCUGCUGACAAAGUGUCUGAAUCGGUUACAUGUCCUUCCUGUGGUGCUACUUCUCUAUUCAUCGGCACUACCCGAGAUAAUUUCGAGGGUAAGAAAGUGAUCCGGCUUGAAUACGAGGCCUACGCUCCAAUGGCAGAGUCUGAACUGAAGAAGAUCUGCAGUCACAUCAGGACAAAGUGGCCCAGUGUCAGACACAUUAACAUACAACACAGACUCGGUCUGGUUCCUGUAACAGAAGCGAGUGUUAUUAUAGGCAUAUCAUCGCCGCACAGAAGUGAUUCCCUGGAAGCGCUUAAAUACUGCAUAGACACACUCAAAGCUACUGUGCCAAUCUGGAAAAAGGAAAUAUACGAGUCCGGGGAGCCUUGCUGGAAGGAGAACAAGGAGUGUUUGUGGGCGGAUGGUGGAAAACAUCCCAAAGAAAGCUGAAAAAGUCCACUAGUAAAUGAGCUACAGUAAAUCUCACGAAGCAUCAAGGAGGUUUUAUUGCAAAAAUACAAAGUUCACCUGGAGAAACACAAAUAAAGAUUCUAAUCAAAACAGUCCAUCUUACAGUUUAAAAUGUAUUUUUUAAGAAUGGACACCUUUUUAAAAGUGCAACAACAUUAUGUAAACAUUAACUAAACGCUUUGGAGCUUGUUAGUAGUUAGACAUGUUUUCCAAAGGUUUUCUAAAGACAUCACACCAUCAGCAGAAGGCAAAACCCUGAAUUCACACAUCAUAAUAACAUACUGGCAACGCUUUAUAUUACUUUUAUCAUUUACAAAUGUUAAAUAAAGCUUAACAUUAUUAUUAACGUGCUCAAAUUGUCUCACUGUACAUUUGUGAAUGAUAUGAGCAUUAUUAACUUAUCAAGUGUUGCCGUUUCAGUAGUCACAAUCUCAUUUUUUUGAGCAGUGUUAAUACAUUUCCCUGAUAUUUCA